Molecule: messenger RNA, 7448 nt
Organism: Leptidea sinapis
Lineage: Eukaryota; Metazoa; Arthropoda; Insecta; Lepidoptera; Pieridae
Gene: ptc
Product: protein patched
Exons: 16
Coding region: 258-4196 (1312 amino acids)
Biological process (GO): smoothened signaling pathway
Cellular component (GO): plasma membrane
Molecular function (GO): hedgehog receptor activity; smoothened binding; hedgehog family protein binding
Source: RefSeq, a predicted model, not a curated record
CAUGAUGGCGGCGACAAACAUUCAAGUUCGUUUCUGGCUUAGUAUUGCUCGCACCGCGCUCGGAGCAACACGUACUUAUAGCGCGUUUACAAGACAAAACUAUUUUCUCGUGAUUUGUUUUGGUGACAAACAGAGGUGCAGGAUUUAGGUGUGCGAUUGUGUGGUUAUGUGUCGGCGAGUGAUAUGACAUCUUGCGCCGCCAGACGGACUCCAGCCGUCUUCAUGAGGAUAUUGGUGACAAGUUUGGCCCCGAGAUCAUGGUGGCUCCCAAUCCCGAGGCUACUUCGAAUCCUCGGAUAACGUCUGCACAAGAAUCUCCCUCAGCUGCCGAGGCGCGCCACAGCGCAGAUUUGUAUAUUCGUACGAGUUGGGUUGACGCAGCUCUAGCGCUCUCAGAACUUGAAAAGGGUAAUAUUGACGGUGGAAGAUCAUCGCUGUGGAUACGAGCCUGGUUGCAGGAGCAGCUCUUCAUCCUCGGCUGUUUCCUUCAAGGGGACGCUGGGAAAGUCCUGUUCGUCGCCAUCUUGGUCUUAUCAACGUUCUGUGUCGGCCUGAAGUCUGCGCAAAUACAUACAAGAGUAGACCAGCUCUGGGUUCAAGAGGGCGGAAGACUUGAAGCUGAAUUAAAAUACACCGCUCAAGCCUUGGGAGAGGCAGACUCUUCCACGCAUCAACUUAUAAUUCAAACUGCCAAAGAUCCAGACGUUUCUCUCUUGCAUCCGGGACCCUUACUGGAACAUCUGAAGGUGGUCCACGCAGCUACCAGGGUGACGGUGCAUAUGUAUGACAUCGAAUGGCGGCUGAAGGACCUCUGCUACAGCCCCAGUGUGCCCGACUUCGAGGGCUACCACCACAUCGAGUCCAUCAUCGACAACGUCAUCCCCUGCGCCAUCAUAACUCCGCUCGACUGCUUCUGGGAAGGAUCCAAAUUACUCGGACCGGACUAUCCCAUUUUUGUUCCCCAUCUAAAGAACAAGCUGCAAUGGACGCAUCUCAAUCCCUUGGAGGUGAUAGAGGAAGUGAAGAAGUUGAAGUUCCAGUUCCCUCUGAGCACGAUGGAGGCGUACAUGAAGCGAGCUGGUAUCACGUCCGCUUACAUGAAGAAGCCGUGCUUGGACCCCAGAGACCCACACUGCCCAGCCACCGCUCCGAACAAGAAGUCUGGUCAUAUUCCAGAUGUAGCGGCCGAGCUGUCCCACGGAUGCUACGGUUUCGCAGCGGCGUACAUGCACUGGCCAGAGCAGCUGAUAGUAGGUGGAGCAACCAGAAACACCACUUCAGCCCUACGCAGUGCAAAGGCUCUUCAGACUGUUGUACAGCUUAUGGGAGAAAGAGAGAUGUACGAGUAUUGGGCCGACCAUUACAAAGUUCAUCAAAUCGGCUGGAAUCAGGAAAAGGCAGCUUCGGUUUUGGAUGCUUGGCAGAGAAAGUUUUCUGCUGAGGUCAAGAAAAUAACAACAUCCGGGCAAAUUUCUCAGGCUUACAGUUUCUAUCCGUUUUCGACAUCAACGCUGAAUGAUAUUCUUGGAAAGUUCUCUGAAGUUUCACUAAGGAACAUAGUACUGGGAUACAUGUUCAUGCUAAUUUAUGUUGCGGUUACACUUAUUCAAUGGCAGGAUCCAAUUCGUUCUCAAGCAGGAGUUGGUAUUGCUGGCGUUUUAUUGCUUUCAAUCACAGUAGCUGCAGGCUUAGGAUUUUGUGCUCUAUUAGGAAUACCUUUCAAUGCAUCAAGUACCCAAAUAGUCCCGUUCUUAGCGCUAGGGUUGGGUGUCCAGGAUAUGUUUCUUCUCACUCACACUUACGUGGAGCAAGCGGGAGAUGUGCCCAGGGAGGAGAGAACUGGUCUCGUUCUAAAGAAGAGUGGGUUAAGCGUGUUGUUAGCGUCAUUAUGCAACGUAAUGGCGUUUUUGGCUGCUGCCUUGUUACCAAUACCAGCUUUUCGAGUAUUCUGUUUACAGGCUGCCAUUCUUCUCCUCUUCAACUUGGGUUCAAUGCUCUUAGUAUUUCCGGCAAUGAUAUCUCUUGACUUACGCCGUAGAUCUGCAGCAAGAGCAGAUCUCUUAUGCUGCCUGUUACCAGAGAGUCCAUUGCCGAGGAAGAAGCUUCCAGAAAGAUCUAGAAAUAAAAAUGGGAGAAAUGAAAAGACUAGAGAUUUGUCACGGCAACCUCUGGAUCCCGAGGUGACGGAUGAGGAGACCAAAACCUGUUGUCUUAGUAUAUCCCUUACGAAAUGGGCUAAGAAUCACUAUGCACCUUUCAUCAUGAGACCUGCUGUCAAGGUAACAUCAAUGUUAGCCCUUAUUGCGGUCAUUCUGGCGAGUGUCUGGGGAGCUACUAAAGUAAAGGAUGGACUUGAUCUGACCGACAUUGUACCUGAGAACACCGGCGAACAUGAAUUCCUCAGUCGCCAAGAGAAAUACUUUGGUUUUUACAACAUGUACGCAGUUACCAAGGGAGAUUUUGAAUAUCCAACGAAUCAGAACUUACUAUACGAAUAUCACGAACAAUUUGUUAGAAUACCCAAUAUUAUCAAGAACGAUAAUGGCGGACUUCCCAAAUUCUGGUUAAGUCUCUUCCGAGAUUGGCUUUUAGAUUUACAGGUAGCUUUCGACAAAGAAGUUGCGAACGGCUGUAUCACUCAGGAAUAUUGGUGUGGUAAUGCUAGCGAUGAAGGCAUUCUUGCUUACAAACUAAUGGUGCAAACUGGGCAUGUGGACAAUCCGAUAGAUAAAUCCUUAAUAAACUCAGGACAUCGAUUAGUUGAUAAAGAAGGGAUAAUCAAUCCAAAGGCCUUUUAUAAUUAUUUAUCAGCAUGGGCUACCAAUGAUGCAUUAGCGUACGGAGCUUCACAAGGAAAUCUUAAACCGCAACCGCAAAGAUGGAUUCAUUCACCGGAAGAUGUACAUUUAGAGAUAAAGAAAUCAUCUCCCUUGAUAUAUACACAACUUCCAUUUUACUUGUCCGGAUUGAGUGAUACAGAUAGUAUUAAGACAUUGAUAAUGUCUGUACGGGACUUGUGUUUGAAGUAUGAAGCGAAAGGAUUACCGAACUUCCCGUCUGGAAUACCAUUCUUGUUUUGGGAGCAGUAUUUGUACUUGAGGACGUCACUGUUGCUGGCACUGGCUUGUGCUCUUGUAGCUGUAUUUCUGUGUGUUAUGAUAGCGGUACUGAACGCCUGGGCAGCCUUGCUGGUGACUGUGUCUCUGGGAGCCCUGGUGCUACAGUUGGUAGGUGCUAUGGCUCUACUGGGGGUCAAGCUAUCUGCCAUGCCUGCGGUACUUCUGGUGCUGGCGAUCGGGCGUGGAGUUCACUUUACGCUGCAUCUAUGUUUGGCGUUCGUGACAUCUAUUGGAUGUAAGCGACGUCGGGCUUCCCUGGCCCUGGAGAGCGUUCUGGCUCCAGUGGUCCACGGGGCGGUGGCUGCUGCCCUCGCAGCUUCCAUGUUGGCCGCCAGUGACUUCGGCUUUGUGGCCCGGCUGUUUCUGCGACUGCUGCUGACAAUGGUGGUGCUCGGAUUGAUGGAUGGACUGCUAUUCUUCCCGAUAAUACUCUCCAUACUUGGACCGGCCGCUGAGGUACGGCCAUUGGAGCAUCCAGAGCGGCUAUCAACACCAUCAUCGAAGUCAUCACCGGUGCACCCUCGCAAGUCCAGCCACAGCUCGAGCGGCGGAGACAAGUCGAGCCGCACCAACAAGUCUGCCCCACGAGCGAGCGCUCCAUCACUCACCACCAUCACCGAGGAACCUUCCAGCUGGCACAGCUCCGCGCACUCUGUCCAGUCUUCCAUGCAGUCGAUCGUUGUGCAGCCUGAGGUGGUGGUGGAAACCACCACGUACAAUGGCAGCGAUUCCGCGUCUGGCAGAUCUACACCCACUUCGAAAUCGUCGCACGCCGGUUCUAUUACGACGAAGGUUACUGCAACAGCUAACAUCAAAGUUGAGGUUGUAACGCCGGGCGAUAGAAAAUCACGUAGAUCGUAUCAUUAUUACGAUCGGCGUAGAGAUCGUGAUGAUGACAGAGAAAGAGACAGGGACAGGGAUCGCGACCGAGAAAGAGACAGGGAUAGAGAACGGGACAGAGACCGUGAUCGUUCCCGGGACAGGCGAGACAGAUACAGAGACGAAAGGGAUCAUAGAGCUUCACCGAGAGAGAACGGAAGAGAUUCUGGCCACGAGAGCGAUUCAUCGAGACAUUGAAACGAAAAUUAUCGAUAAUCGAGUGAGAUUAGAAUUAGAACGUUCUAUAUAUUAAAGAGAUAUAGACGAAGCUAUUUAAAUAAACAAGAACUUUAUAUUUAUUAAAGAUAGUGUUAUAAAUUUGUAGACACAUUUUGACAGUGCUGUGUGAAAUUAACUAUUAAACGAAAUCGGCAUCUUUACCUAAAGUAAUGGAGUUACUUUUUAGUUGAGAUUAGUUUAAACGUGUUUUUAAAUCCAUUUAUGUUAGCGUUAUGCCUUAAGGCAAGUAUUACGAGAUUUUAUUUUAGGAUUUCGUGUAAGUUGAGGCUAUAUUCGUGCCUAGAGUAAUAUCGUGCUCCGAGAAAUAUGACUAGAGUGUACUCUAGUUGCCAAAUUGAAGAAUCAUUCGACAAAUGGACUUGCAUUGUUGGUUAAGGAACCGUAACAUUAUUUUAUAAAUCUAUUUUCUUUCAAGGUAUACGCAUAACAAUAGAUACUACAUAGGUUGUAUGUUCUAUGCAGUCUUUCUAAAAUUAUAUACUUUAAUUUAUUUAAAUUAUAAUGUAGUCUGUCGACCUAUAUUUUAAUAUGCAAUAAAUUUUAAUAAAAAUUUACAAGAUUAGCAUGAGACAGUGAAAUCUUCGUUUAUCUUUUAACGAAUAGUACACUCUUGUAAUGUAAGAAAUUCUACUUUUAGUGGCUUUACUGGCCAUGUAAGGUAAGACUAGAUGUUAAAUACGAAGUGUCUGCAUAGUUAAAAGUAUGACAGAGUAUAUAUCCAAAUGGAGACGCCAUUGUAAGGCGCGUAUAAAAAAUAAUUAUUGUAAUAGUAAAAGAUACAUAAACAGCUUGGAUCGUAAUUUGUUUGCGUUAUUGUUCAUUUAUAAACAUACUAGCUGACCCGACAGACGUUGUUCUGUUCAUAAUUAAAAAAAAACUUGGAAUUUCGUAAAAUCCGUUCUUAGCUGACCGUCUUUAGCUCUAAUGGUUCCAGAGAUAUCGUGAUGAGUGACUAUUUACGUGGAAAUCUCUUUUAUAUAUAUAGAUAUUUUAAAUGCAAAAAAUGUCUAUUUUAGUAGCAUUCUUUAAAUUUUUGUUUGCAUAGAAUGAGAAGCAUAAGCAAUGUUAGGUAUAAGAAGUGAAAAUGUUGCUCUUCCGCAAUUUGUAUAUAGGUAUUAUUAAAUCAAACGUCACGGGAUAAUACUGUUCAUAAUAAAGUUAUUAGGGAGAGGAAUCAAUCCCCUUUAUAUAAUACAUCAAAUCAAUGUAAAUUCAAUUCAAUAGAACUAUAAGUAUUCUCUCAGUACUAUAAAAGGUGCCUCUACUUAACUCCGUGGCUCGAGUAAAACAAACUAUAUAUUUAAUUAAUUGCUUAUGCGCCUGGGGUCUCUAUUUGGUUAAAUAAUCUAAGUAAAAUUAAAUAUUGAAAUACUUUAAUAUUUAAAAUAGCGUCAACAAGUCACUUGUACGGAGUGCUUCAUUUUGUUUAUCACUCUUGUGUGUUCCUAUCUGAAGACAUUGUUACACAUGUAAAGACUGUGCUACUUUAAUUUAUCGUUAUUAUUAUUUAUUAUCUGUCAAUUAAUUAAUUAAUUUUUAAAAGUGUAAUCAGUGAGUCGGAUUUAUUGUACAAAUUAAUUUAGGUGUAUAUUACUUAAGGCAUUUAUUUAUGAGAUUACUAAGAUAUUUUAAUACAUGUAUGUAAAUGUUUUAGCUGUAGUUUGAUGUUAAAGCUCAUGACGAGUAAAGACUGGAUUUGAAUGGCUUUUAAUUAACACAUAAAAAUUAUUUGAAUCGAAUACAACAUGUUUUGAUACACAAAAUUAUUUAUUUCAGUCUCAAUAUCUUGUAUAUUUACCCAUUGAAAAUAGAUACACAUGCAUAUUCUGAUUUAUAACAACCCCGCCAUUUUGUUUUCAAAAUGGCCCAGUGUUUUAUGUAACAGCAUCUUAAAUAUAUUAAUUCGAACAAUGCUAUUUUUAACUAGGCAUUAUUUAUAUGAAGUCAAUUCUUAUCAUACCUCAUCGAAAUUAAAAAAGAAAAGUGUAAAACCCAAGGACGUCAAUACUGGAGUGAGUUUUGAACAAAUGACAGGAAAAAACGAGGGAAAUAAUGUGGAGAUGCGGCCAUUAUUUGUCUCUUUCUAGGAUUUAGUUAGGAUUCCCACCUCAUACGCUUUUUCUUUGUCUAUGUACACUACAGUUCUAGGAGACAGUAAUUAUUUAAGAAAAGAGACAGAGCGCUUUUGCUCUACGUCCGAUCUGAAACCGAUCUAUGGUAGUUUACGCAAAAGAUCCGGCUUCCGUCAUCCGAUUUUUUUCCGUCAACCUUAGAAAUAGUUUUACGACUACAUCGGGUGGUUUCACGGGUUCAGAUGGUAUUCGGAUCGGACGUACUUCGAAAGCGCUCUAAUAAUAUUGUUGACGCUUGGUUUUUUUUUUCGGAUUGGUUAGUUUUGUAUUGGUAUUGCUCCAUUCUUUGUCUAUGGUCAAAACAAACCUUACCUCAUUUUUUCGUCGUCGAAGCGUUGUGACUAUGCGCAAAGUACUUAUUAGUUAGUUUAUUUAAUUUAUCUGUAUGCAGUAUAGUUAGACUCUGUAAAUAUUGUAAUUAAGGUGAAUAAUGUAACGCACAAGUAACCUAUCUUAUAAGGCAACAUUAUACUUGUGGUCUGAUCAUUUUAUAUAAAAUAUGACGUAUUGUCAAAAAACUAGAAAAUAAACGGAUUUUUAAAUGAUGUCAAUUUUUUUCUUCUUGUUUUUAAUUCUACAAAAUUUGCAUUUCAAUACACCUAUAAUGAAAUACAGUAUUCAUAGAGAAUGUUUUUUUCUUUUCUUAAUUUACAAAAUUACAGAUUAUGAAAUCAAUUUAAGUGCAAACAGACGCUCAGAAUUGGUUUUGUAAUAUUAUUUGAUUGGAAUCCAUCUAUGCGCGGUAUAACAAUAUUAUACCAAAAUAUUACUGUAAAACUAAAAUUGCCACUUUUAAAUUAAAUUUGUUGUCCAAAUUAAACUUAAUUAUAUACCAUUCACGAACGUAAUACAAAAAAAUAAUAAUAAAACAAAAUAUCAAAUUAAAAUACCGGAUUAUUGGACGGACGGUAUAAAAAUGUACUUAUGACAAUAAAAUAUAAAUGUUACUAGUAUUAACUGUGACUACAAAAUAUAAAACGUAACAAAAAUGUAAAUUAAUUGUAUUAUAAAAAAAUAAUAUUUUAUCUGUAAAUAUUACAUUGUUUAAUUUACAUUAAAAUAAAUCAUGGUCAAUUUC